AUGGCGAAAACUACCACCCUCAAAGAGUUCGAGUCUGUUUUCCCCAAGCUGGUUGAGGAUCUCCUCGACCAUAGCAAGACAUAUAAACUCCCAGAGGAGUUUGUUUCAUGGUUCAAGACUUCCCUAAAUGCCAAUACCAUUGGUGGAAAAUGCAAUCGAGGCAUGUCUGUUCCUGACUCCGUUUCUCUUCUCCUGGAGGCGCCUCUGUCCGAGCAGCAGUAUUUCGAAGCCGCCACUCUAGGUUGGAUGACGGAGCUUCUUCAGGCUUUCUUCCUUGUCUCCGACGAUAUCAUGGACAGCAGCAUUACCCGCCGAGGCGCACCGUGUUGGUAUAGACAACCGCAUGUCGGAAUGGUUGCUAUCAAUGAUGCGUUCAUGCUCGAGGCCGGCAUAUACAUAUUGCUGAAAAAGUACUUCCGCAAACAUCAGUCAUAUGUCGACCUGAUCGAAUUGUUUCACGAAGUUACAUUCCAGACCGAGCUAGGCCAGUUGUGCGACCUACUUACUGCACCAGAAGACAAGGUCGAUUUGGACAACUUCUCUCUCAGUAAAUAUCAGUUCAUUGUCAUCUACAAAACGGCGUACUACUCGUUUUACUUGCCAGUGGCCCUAGCUCUCCACCACCAAAAUAUCGCAACGCCAAAGAAUCUCAAACAAGCCGAGGAUAUCUUAAUCCCCCUUGGCGAGUAUUUCCAAAUUCAGGAUGACUACCUAGACAAUUUCGGCCUACCCGAACAUAUCGGUAAAAUUGGUACAGACAUCUUGGACAAUAAGUGCUCUUGGCUUGUCAAUAAAGCUUUGGAGAUUGCUACGCCGGAGCAGAGAAAGGUUCUCGAGGAGAACUAUGGACGCAAAGAUAAGGAGAAGGAAGCGAAUGUCAAGAAAUUGUACGAUGAGCUCAAAUUGGAGCAAAUUUACAAAGACUACGAGGAGAAGCGUGUUGAGGAAAUAAGACAGAAAAUUGCGAACGUCGACGAAUCUGAAGGCUUGAAGAGAACUGUCUUUGAGAGUUUCCUUGCCAAGAUAUACAAGCGAAGCAAAUAG
Molecule: messenger RNA, 1044 nt
Organism: Glarea lozoyensis ATCC 20868
Lineage: Eukaryota; Fungi; Ascomycota; Leotiomycetes; Helotiales; Helotiaceae
Product: Terpenoid synthase
Exons: 2
Coding region: 1-1044 (347 amino acids)
Biological process (GO): trans, trans-farnesyl diphosphate biosynthetic process
Cellular component (GO): cytoplasm
Molecular function (GO): dimethylallyltranstransferase activity; (2E,6E)-farnesyl diphosphate synthase activity
Source: RefSeq, a predicted model, not a curated record